Messenger RNA from Rhineura floridana, 5539 nucleotides. RefSeq names its product ADP-ribose glycohydrolase MACROD2-like. The transcript has 6 exons. Bases 39 to 386 code for a protein of 115 amino acids. The record is from RefSeq and is a predicted model, not a curated record. NCBI's taxonomy places the organism in Eukaryota, Metazoa, Chordata, Lepidosauria, Squamata, Rhineuridae.
CUUCCCAAGAUGCCAAAGCUAGUCAAGAACAUAACCCCAUGCCUCAUGAACAAGAUCAAGCUGAUGGACUUCCAGAUGAUUCCACAGAGGCUGAAAUGAAUACUCAGACAGAUUCUCAAGUCUCUUACAUGGAAGCAGAAGAGACUUCGAUAACCCAAGAGGAGACCAUGAAGGAAGAGAAACCACAGACUCCUGAAGUAGAGAAAGCUAAUCAAGAAAACAAAGGGGAAGAAAAAGAAGCAGAAGAAGAGAAAGAGAAACAGACAAUGGAGCCAGUACAACCUGAAAGUCCAUGCAAUACAGAAAACAUUUCAAGUAAAGAUGUUGAAAUGAAUAGUCAGGUUGAAGACACAGAUGAACCUACAGAAUCCCAGACAGACAAUUAAUUUAUAGAUGGCCAUGAUGAGAGAAGAAGAGAAGAGGGUGGUGAAACAAAACCUGCAGUCACUGGUGCAUUAUAAGACCACAUUAAGACUAGCAGACAACAUCAACCAAGGAGAGUGCAACUUGGGAUGGGGGGAGGGGAGGCUGAGAAGGGAAAAGGAUCAUUUACAGUUGUUUCUCUCCUCUGUUUUAUUUUGUUCAGUACACAACUUGAAGCUUCUCUACUUUGGUUAUGAUGUCUUGGUUCUUCUUUGCUUCAAUCUUGUAUUUUUCUGCAUCUUCUUUUGCAAAUCUAAGCCCCCUGUUCUUCUGCAGAAUAUAUACGUACAUGCAAACACACACACACACACAUCUAAAUAUUAUAAAUACUUCUAAAUAUUUCUCAGUUAUAAUGUCCCUUCAUGGCAAUAGGUGCAAAAAAACCUUUUAAACAUUAUUAGAAACUAUCAGAAGCCUAAGAGUUUGUUCUAAAGGAUUACAAAGCACUUACAUCAGCAGCUUCCCAAAUAAUACACUGAUGCUAGCAAUAUUAGUAUCCUUUUUCAUACUGGUACUGUCAGCCUGCUGCUGCCAGUGCCUGAUAGUUUUCAGUUUGUUAGACAAUGAUGAUGAUGAUGAUGAUGAUGAUUUUCCUACUGCCCAUAGGAUAGUAUAAGAACUAGGAAUACAUAGAGACAAGUGUGAAUGAUUUCAGGCCACUUGCAUCAAAUAUUACCAUCCCCAUGUGAAACAUGCUCAGACAAACAAACAUACCCUUCCAUGUGGCUGGAAUGCCUUGCAGGGAGUCUAAACCAGAAGCUGGAAAAUAUUUCCAUAUGGAGAUUCUCCAUAUGAUUGGACCAUCCACCUGAUAAGAGGCUUGCAAGCAUUACAACUCCCAUACAGAGUAGCCACCAUGCAAAAGUAUUUUACAGUUGCCCUCAUGUAGGGGGCUACUACUGACAUUGGAAAUGGCUCUCAGAUGGGUUUUAACUUGUCCAGUGUGGAUGGCUGAGGUUACCCAUGGGCAGAAUAAUACAUCAACUGAAGUUUCUAGACUAAGUAGACUUCUCAUAUGACAAUCAGUUACCACAGUUAGCAAAUUAUUUGCUAAUAUCCUCAUGGCAUGAGACAUUUUAUUUACCCUAAUAUUUUAUUGUCUACUAAUGGGUCAAACCCAGAUUUGAAACACUACUAAAGUACCUAAUAUUUUCAGUGCCCUCUGAUAAGAGGGAUAGCAAAUAUUCUGCAUCUAGCACAUUAAAAUAUAGCUUUUAGCUUUAACAAUUUCUUGUCAACUCUUGUUAUAUUUUCAACUGCAUAUGCACACUUUUUAAUACACAAAGAUGCAAUUAACAGUUAUUUAGUGAGGAAUGUUGUACCAUAUGUCAUCUGUUCUGCUCGCAAAUGCUGUGCUCAACUUAAAAACAAGAAUUUUACAUUCAUUUUUCAACCGCACUGUAAAUUAAAAUGUUACCCUACUUGCAAGAUUGAAAGAAUACACAGCAUGGGUCCAGGGUUUGAUAUUCUGAAAACUAUUUUCCAACUGCUGUUAAAAACAAUUAGAGAAAUGCUUUUUUAUUAUGAGAUUCUGGUUUUACUUCAUUAUGCAUAGACACCAUCCUCCACAGUCCAAAAAUAAUUUUCCGAAUUUAAAAAACAACAACCCAAAACAAUAAAGGUGUAUGUGUGUGAAAUGAAGCUGAAAUCUACUGUUCCUACUCAUUUUUUUCAGUUUUCCCAACAUGAAUCUGUAACAAAGUACGAAGCAUAUUUUAAACUUCCACAAUUGUAUAUGGAGAUAUGAAUUAGUUCACAGCAUGCCAUUUGUAGGUGGAUCACAAAGCAAGGGCUGCUGUUUCCAAUGUGAUCUAUAGCUACAUUUCCUAUUAAGCAACUUUUGUGUGCGGUGGGAUGGCGGGGAGACACUGCACUAUGAAAAGGUGACAUUUUCAAUUGCUAAUUUCUAUGUCAUUUUCAAUCAUCCAUUGCAGUGGUGCCCAGGAAACUAACUUUUCUAUCUAGAAUCACAUAGACGUUAAUAUCAUCAGCAUUAAUGUGAACCUAGGUUCUAUAUAUGAUAAACUGUAUUGGUUACAUUUAAAUAUAUGUCUUCUGAUAUUUUCCUGUACUUAGUAAGAAUGUAUUUUAGUCCCCCAUUUACCUGUGAAGCUCCUGUGCCUUUUUUCAUUUUCAUUCCUGCUAUCUGUAAUCAGAGAUAUAUUUUCCUGCUAUUAUGUCCCACACACACACAUAUACAUUCACAGGUUGUCUUUGUAUUGAUUUAUCAUUUCUGGUAGAUUCCACUUACUAUUAUCAAAGGUCUAGCAAGCUGUGCAUCACAAACUACCCCAAUUUAGCCAAAGCAAUCUGCAUGUGAAAGCAGCCUUCAGAGCAUGGAUUACCUUGCCCAAGCCGAUCCAUGCAUGAAAGGGUGAUUGUGGGGAUUUUUUUUAAAAAAAAAUCCCACAUGCAAUACAUGGGACUGCCUAAAUGAUGGUCUUUACUGGUUCACAUCACGCUGAAAGAUAAGGCUUUGUUUUUUUCCAGUUCUUUUGCCUCAGGGUGCUGUAGCAAAGUCUGCAGCAUAGAUGAAAAGCUGAGAAUACGGAAGUGGAAAAUGUUGAUUAGCAGUACAAUCCUAUGUAUAUUUAUUUGAUUGUAAAUUCAAUGGGGCUUACUUGCAGUAAUAUGUGCAUGGGAUUGUAGAUCGCAGUUGUCCGAUUUCAGACUUGACUGCAGCCUGAUUCAGUAAGCCAAACUAUGGCUUAUUUACUGGGAUCAUGCAAACAUGCGGACUCCCAGAUAAAAGUUCAUAGUUGCUUUACUCCUCCCUGGUCCUUUUUGCUCCCAUGCUGUGCUAAGCCAAACUUUGGUUUAGCAUGCCACCCAAAUUGGGACUCAUGGUUAAGUUCUCACCUCACUAACCAUGAGCUAUAGCCAAGAACAAACCUUGACAGCAGCUCAUCAGUGAGGACAGACCUUCACCGGAAGUCUGAGUUCAGACAACAUGCUAAGCCAAACCUUACCUUUGCUCAGCAUCAAAUGGCAGUAAAUAAGACUGAGAAGAAACAAAGCAGUUGCACACUCCUCUUUGAGAGUCUGCCUGUUCGCACAGUCCCAGUAAGCCAUAGUUUGGCCGACCAUGUCAUGCGAACCAGGCCUGUAUGGCUUACAAUAUUUUUCAUAUGGGAUUGUAGGGUUGUAUGCGUUUUGAGAUUUGCUUGGUUUUGAAAGUAAACAAUGCCGUUUCCAUUUUCAUUUGGCUAGUGCUAUACACACACAUGCUUGUGCAGGCUAAGUAGAUUUUGUUAGAGCUUAGAGAAAUAUACACAGUAGACUCUGUAGAAGAUACUCAAACAUGAGUUUGGAGAUGCAUGGGGGUUAAAGUCCAAGCCAUGCCACCUGCCUCCUCAGAUGGCUGGAGUUGUUUCGUGAGUGUGCCUGUGGAUAUCUGUGUUACACAUGAAGAUCUGUGGACUGGGGCCAGCGCGCAUCAGCAUCAAAUGGUUCUUCUAAAAAAGCAAAGGAUGUAAAAUCCUGCAAGAGAUGGGAGGUGUAACUGAUAACUCUGUAAUAAUUCUCCUUCAUACAUUUUGCUCAAAAUGAAAUAGGCUAAAGGGUUCCCUUUGUCUAGGAAGUUUGGAGUAAUACCUGCAUGUUACAAGUUUUUAAACAAAAUAAAUAAAUUAGUUUUAACUUUUUAUGGUUCUGUCAAAAUUAUAUAGAUCUAAUUCAUGUGCUCAUCCAUGUAGCAUACUGGAGAACCAGUAUGAACCAAUGCCUGUUGGCAUGCAAAUCCCUCCAAGCAGUGUUGUGAUUAAGUUUUAGAAAGGAGCAGCAAAAGGGUAACAGACUAGACAAGAGGAAUGUACAAAAAUAUGUAGAGAAAAGCUAUUUGAACUUCUACUAAAGAUGACAUAAUUAACUACCAAAAUACUCUGAUUAGAGCCAUUCUCCUAUAGUACAUGGAAGUAAUUUCAUUGCCAUAUCCACUUAACCUUGGUUCUCCUUAACUGUGGUGGUUCUUUCAGGUUCUGAAAGUUUUGCCUCAGGAUGCUAUAGCAAAGUGUGAAGCAAAGGCAGGAAUCUUAGGCUAUGAAGGUGGAAAAGGCUGAUUAAACUGCAACAGUCUGGUGUCAGACUUGACUCUAUGUGCUUUCAGGCCAGGUGGAUGUUUUUAAAGUAAAUAAUGCAGGCAAUAAUACAGUCCCCAUUUUCUUGGCUACAGCUACACAUAGGCACACUCUUAAUGCAGCCAGAGUAGAUUCUGUUAGAGCUUAGAGAAACAGGCACAGUAGGCUCUAUAGAGGACAUUAAAAUGUGUGAAUUGUUACAUUAACACCCAAGUUUUUAUGACAUCUAACAGAUAUACUCUCACCACCCGCCCAGACUGCCUUCACAAUGCUUUGCACAUAGAGAACAGAGGCCCUAUAUUACUUGUGUUUGCAUACAAUAUGAUCUUAAUGUUAUUGUUCCUAGGUGUCUUUUUAACAUCCUCAUUCUACACUGAAGGAUGAGAUUCUAUUCUAGCAGUUGUUCAUAUGAUUGACAAGUUUCCUUUUCAUAAAAAGUUUACAGAGGAGAUGUCUGAGGCAUUACUUUCUGUAAUAUUGGGGCGUAUUUUAUUCACUACAGCUAAUUGUAAAUCUCUCCCUGAAGCACUGAAAAGCCUCUUUUGUGAAUUAACACUGUUCUGCUUAUGCACUUGAUUUGAAAAAAGACAUUUCUCUAUAUGCAGUGCAUGUCUGCUUUGCUUUUAAAAUGACAAAGUUAGCAAAGUAUGUUUGAUAUAUUUUCUUGGGAAAUAGGGAUUUUAUCAUACAAUUCAUCAAGGAUUUGCCUUACCCUGACAUUUGUGAUAUAAAUAAAGUCAUAAAAAAUGUAAUUUUCUUGAUCAAAAGUAUGUUUUUACUUCAAUGCAAAUAAAUGUAGUCUCUUGCUUGCAAAAUAUCUUUUAUUAUAGACUGCUAAGUAGGGUUAACACAAGUCUCUUUUGUUAAUCUGACAUUUAAAUGCUGGACUUGCUGAUAAACCUGUUCUUUUCCUUUUGUCUGUGCCAUACAUAACUGAAAACUCUAACAAACGAUGCCUUCAUAUUAAAAUGUUUGUUAAAAGCAAAAUCAGAAUAAAACUUGUUCUGAGGAUAAAGCUGAAUUGCUUGUGUUCCUCCCAG